This is a messenger RNA of Spodoptera litura, 1803 nucleotides long. RefSeq lists its product as uncharacterized. Lineage: Eukaryota; Metazoa; Arthropoda; Insecta; Lepidoptera; Noctuidae. The record is from RefSeq and is a predicted model, not a curated record. Gene Ontology annotation, cellular component: extracellular matrix.
CAUUGAUCUCAUUACUGAAAUAAUCUAAUCAACAUGUUCAGCAAAGUGGUAGCUCUGUGCGGUUUAGUGGCGGUGUGCCAGGCUGGUCUCCUGCCCGCCCCGGUGCAUUACUCCUCUGCUGCCGCUGUCUCUUCUCAGAACAUCCUACGUCACGACCAAUCUGCCCAACACGUCGCCGUCGCGGCUCCAAUUGCUUACCACGCCGCUCCUGCUGCCGUCGCCUACCAUGCUGCUCCUUCUCAGUACUCUUCAGCUGCUGCCGUAUCUUCUCAAAACAUUGUGCGUCAUGACCAGCCAGCUCAACGUGUAGCCGUCGCUGCCCCAGCUGUGGCUUACCACGCUGCCCCUGCCGUCGCAUACCACGCCGCCCCUGCUGUGGCCUACCACGCAGCUCCCGUCGUAGCUCAGGCUGAAGAGUUUGACGCUCACCCCAAAUACGAAUAUAACUACUCCGUAGCUGACAGCCACAGCGGUGACAACAAGUCCCAGCAGGAGUCCCGCGACGGUGAUGUCGUGAAGGGCUCGUACUCCUUCCACGAAGCCGACGGCUCCGUCAGGACUGUGGAGUACUCCGCCGACGACCACAGCGGCUUCAACGCCGUGGUGCACAACUCCGCGCCCACUGCCGCUCCCGUGCACGUUGCUCCCGCUCACUACAUCCACCACAAUAUGACUAGUGAUGGUAAUUUAGUGGUGGAUGUAGUGAGCGGGAGCAACGUGCACGGGAGCGGCAGUGGGCGCGGAGUUGUGCACCACGGCGUUGAAGCCGCUGUGGUCGUCGGCGGAGUACUCCACAGUCCUGACGGAGCCGUCGGCUUCGUGGAAGGAGUACGAACCCUUCACGACAUCACCGUCGCGGGACUCCUGCUGGGACUUGUUGUCACCGGUGUGGCUGUCAGCUACGGAGUAGUUGUACUCGUAUUUGGGGUGAGCCUCGUGGGCUACAACGGGAGCGGCGUGGUAGGCAACUGGAGCAGGAGCAGCGUGGUAGGCAACAGCGGGGGCGGCGUGGUAGGCGACGGCAGGGGCUGCGUGGUAGGCCACAGCUGGGGCAGCGACGGCUACGCGUUGAGCUGGCUGGUCAUGACAAUGUUCUCUAAAGUAGUAGCUCUGUGCGCUUUCGUGGCUGUGGCCCAGGCUGGUCUCCUGGCUGCUCCCGUGCACUACUCCUCUGCUGCGGCUGUCUCUUCCCAGAGCAUCGUGCGUCAUGACCAGGCUCCCGUCGCUAAGCUCGCCGUCGCCGCUCCCGUGGCCAAACUCGCCGUCGCUGCUCCCGUAGCCUACCACGCCGCCCCCGCCGUGGCCUACCACGCUGCUCCUGCUGCCGUCACCUACCACGCUGCCCCUGCUCCCGUCGCCUACCAUGCCGCCCCCGCCGCUGUCGCCUACCACGCUGCCCCUGCUGCCGUGGCAUACCACGCUGCUCCCGUUGCCAAGGUUAUCGCCCAACCUGAGGAAGUAGCCUACCCCAAAUACGAGUACAACUACUCUGUUGCUGACGGUCACUCCGGCGACAACAAGUCCCAGCAGGAGUCCCGCGACGGUGAUAUCGUAAAGGGCUCUUACUCCUUCCACGAAGCCGAUGGUUCCAUCAGGACUGUGGAAUACACCGCUGACGACCACAACGGUUUCAACGCAGUGGUACACAACACCGCACCUACGGCCGCCCCCGUAGUUGUCAAGGCUGUUGCUCCCGCCCACUACUACCACCACUAAGACCAAAAUCUUAACAACUAAGCAAUGUUGACCAAAAUGAAUGUUGAAUAAUUUAUUUAUGAAAUAUACGAAUAAGUUCGAUAAUAA